AUAAAAAAUGGUUUCAUUAGCUUCUGCAGUUUUUGGUGUGUGCUUUCUAGUGUUUUUUAGUAUAGGUAAUGCCAAAUAUUCAACAUUGAAAUACUUCAAUGUCAAGGAUUAUGGUGCAGUUGCUGAUGAAAAGACUGACAAUAGUCAGGCAUUUAUGAAGGCGUGGUACGACGCUUGUCAUUGGAAAGGAGGUGUUGUUGUUUAUAUCCCACAUGGGACUUACUACUUGAAACAAGUUUCAUUUGUAGGUCCAUGCUGGAGUUUUAUGAGAUUUAUAAUAAAAGGGGUUCUAAAAGCUCCAACAAAUCCAUCAUUGUUCAAUACAAAUACUUGGAUUGGUUUCCGUUAUAUAGAUGGGCUAGUUGUUAAAGGUGGUGGCUAUUUGGAUGGACAAGGUGCUUCUGCUUGGCCAUAUAAUGAUUGUUCUAAAAAUCCCAAAUGUAUGACUCUUCCUGUGAGCAUGAGAUUCGACUUCGUGAAGAAUUCAAGAAUCCAUCAUUUGAGAUCAAUCAACAGCAAGAACUCACACAUAACCCUCUUUGCCUGCCACAAUAUUAACAUAAGUUAUAUACGAUUAACAGCUCCAGAUGAGAGCCCCAACACUGAUGGCAUUAAAAUUGGAGUAUCAACCAACAUCAAAAUUUCAAGAACUGUCAUUCAGACAGGUGAUGAUUGUAUUGCCAUGGUCACAGGAAGCAAAAACAUCGACAUAUCCGAUGUUACAUGUGGACCUGGACAUGGAAUUAGUAUUGGUAGUCUUGGUGGAUCCCCUGGAGAAAUUGUUACAGGGAUAAAAGUGAGAAAUUGCACAUUUAUUGGUAGUCAAAAUGGUGUAAGGAUCAAAACUUGGGCACCUUCUUCGGCAAGUGUGGCUUCUGAUAUAUACUUUGGUGGCAUUUACAUGGAACAUGUCUAUAAUCCGAUAUUGAUCGAUCAACAAUAUUGUCCAAAUCCAUCUUCUUGCAGCGACCUGGCACAGGACAACUCGAAAGUACAAAUAAGCAAUGUGACAUUCAGUAACAUAUGGGGUAUAUCUAAAUCAAAAGUUGCAGUCACUUUAAAAUGUAGCAAAUUGGUGCCUUGUAAGAAUGUGCAGCUUGACAAUAUCAACUUGAAAUACCAUGGACGAGGAGGACCAGCCACAUCUUCGUGUUUGAACGUGAUUGGUGAUUCUUACGGAAGACAAUCUCCCCCUAGUUGUUUGUGAUUGAAUUUUAUUUUCUCGAUUUCAUUUUCUGUUGGUGUACUUGGCUGAGGAAUAAACUCAGGCUGUAUAAACUAGUUGAUGUUUAGGAUAAAACAUGUUUACUUUUAACAGUACUUAGUGUUUCGAUUUGAUGUUUUUAAAGUAGCAAUGUUGCAUACGACAGUUCAGAGAAACAGAAUUCUGAUUUCUCAAAACAUGUUUCUGUUUUUUCAUAUUUGGAUGCAAUAGAAUUGGCAAAGUUUCCACCU
Messenger RNA from Capsicum annuum, 1455 nucleotides. Its product is annotated as exopolygalacturonase. Lineage: Eukaryota; Viridiplantae; Streptophyta; Magnoliopsida; Solanales; Solanaceae. Gene Ontology annotation, biological process: carbohydrate metabolic process. The transcript has 4 exons. The record is from RefSeq and is a predicted model, not a curated record. Gene Ontology annotation, molecular function: polygalacturonase activity. Bases 8 to 1207 code for a protein of 399 amino acids.